Messenger RNA from Debaryomyces fabryi, 1665 nucleotides. RefSeq names its product GPI-linked chitinase CHT2 (gene CHT2). Gene Ontology annotation, molecular function: chitinase activity. Gene Ontology annotation, cellular component: extracellular region. Bases 1 to 1665 code for a protein of 554 amino acids. Gene Ontology annotation, biological process: carbohydrate metabolic process. The transcript has a single exon. The record is from RefSeq and is a predicted model, not a curated record. NCBI's taxonomy places the organism in Eukaryota, Fungi, Ascomycota, Pichiomycetes, Serinales, Debaryomycetaceae.
AUGUUUUUAUCUCUUGUUGUAUCACAAUUAGUUUUGUUAGUCAAAAUUGUUUCAGCCUUAGAUGUUGGCUCCAGUAGCAAUGUCGCUGUUUAUUGGGGACAAAACUCAGGUGGUUCCCAAGAAAGAUUGAGCACUUACUGUGAAUCAGAUUCUGUUGAUAUUGUUUUAUUAUCAUUUUUAAACAACUUCCCAAAUGAUUUUAACUUAAAUUUCGCUAACCAAUGUGGUAUGACUUUUGAAGAUGGUGUUUUACAUUGCUCUGCCAUUGGUGAAGAUAUUAAGACUUGUCAAGCUGCUGGAAAAACAGUCUUGUUAUCCUUAGGUGGUGGUGUUGGAAACUAUGGCUUCACAUCGGACGCCGAAGCAGUCGACUUUGCUUCCACAUUAUGGAACAAGUUUGGUGCCGGUACCAAUGACGAUGAAAGACCAUUCGAUGAUGCAGUUGUUGAUGGUUUUGAUUUUGAUAUUGAGAAUAACAACCAAGUUGGAUAUGUUGCUUUGGCCAAUGAAUUAAGAACCUUAUUUAACCAAGAUUCUUCAAAGUCAUACUAUUUAUCUGCUUCUCCACAAUGUCCUUACCCUGAUCAAUCAGUCGGUGAUUUAUUGAGUAACGCAAACCUUGAUUUCGCAUUUAUUCAAUUUUACAAUAACUAUUGUUCUUUAGACCAAUCUGAAUUCAACUGGAACACAUGGUCAGAUUUUGCUAAGUCUGCUCCUAAUGACAACAUUAAAUUAUUUGUUGGAUUACCUGGUGCUCCUGCGUCCGGAAGUGGAUAUGUUGAUGCUGAAACCGUUGCUAGCACUAUUGAUGACAUUAAAUGUGAUCAAGCCUUAGGUGGUAUCUCUUUGUGGGAUGCAUCUUCCGCAUUUGCUAAUGUUAAUGCUGAUGAUGUUAACUACAUUGAACAAGUAGCAAACAUUUUAAAUUCUGAAACAUGCAGUUCAACAAGUUCAAGUAGUGUUGCAUCAUCUCUGACUAUACAAGCUAGUUCUUCUUCAACCUCAAGUGAUAUUACAGCAAGCACAAGUUCUUCUAUCGGUAUCACUGUUUCCCCAAGUGCUCUGAGUCUCGUUUCAACUUUACCUCACUACGCAAAUGGUUCUGCUAUAACAGGUUCUUCUGACGAAAAAAGUAUUGCCACUGUAACUGGUGUUCAAACAACUAUAAUUACCGUUACAAGUUGUUCUGAAAACCAUUGCUCAAUGGUUCCAGUUGAAACUGGGGUUACUGUUGUCACUGAAGGUACUACUUCAUAUACCACUUACUGCCCAUUAGACAACACCCCAAGCACCGAAACAGUUUCUGACGUGGCUACAACUGUUAUUACAAUUACUUCUUGUCAAGACAACAAAUGUGACUUAGCUACUGUGACUACUGGCCUUACAGUUGUAACUGAAUUGGACACUGUUUACACUACCUACUGCCCAUUGACUACCGAAAGUAUUGCGCCAAGCACUUCAACUGGUUCUGGUUCUAUUGCACCAAUCACUGCAAUUAUCCCUUCUGUUGCACAAAGUAACAAGACUGUUGCAUAUUCUAGUGUUCACCCAACUUCCCAAAACCAAACUGUAGCUGCCAUUGAGACUUAUGCCGAAGGAAUGGGUAGUUUAGUCACUGGUAGCUGGACCUUAGCAAUUGCUGCUAUUAUUGCUUCUUUGUUAUAG